AUGACACAACUCGCGUUAUCAGAAUCACCACAACCAGAUGAAAGACCGACUACUCCCAACCCCAAAAGAACACCAAAAAAGCCUAAGGAAAAGGUCUUUAGAAAAAGUUUUAUGACCUUCGAGAGACCAAAGAGAGAGAAAUUGUCGCUAAUGGAGGAUAUCCCUCUUAUCACUACUAUUAAAAACGUCUUUGGGAAUGGCAUAGACGAAGAUGAGGAGAUUCGAAAGAGGUGCGAGGUCAUCUUUAAAACGCCGAGUGUUCCCCUCUACCCUUCACUUAUCCCUGAAAUUGUAAGACCUAAUAAAAGGUUUUUGGUCAAGCAAGAAAUGUUCUGUGUGUUGAUUGAGUCAUUUGAAGAUAAUAACAGGAAGAAAUACGACUGUUGGUCAUCACUGGUAUUACCCAAAGAAGAGUGGACUGAACACGCAGAAUCGUUUAACGUCGAUUUGAAUUCCGUCAAAGCAAAUGGAAUGCACGUAGAGUCUUCAAUACACUCAUUCACACAUAACACUGACUUGGGGCUCUAUCAAUUUGUUGACAUCGAGACAAACUUCUCGUUCUUUAAGUCGUAUUUCAAUGGAAAAACGCGGUCGAUCUUCUAUGGAUUCGAAGAGAGUGGAACCAUUUUGUGCUACCAGAAGGGUCUUAUUCUGCAACUGGUACUUGUCUUUGAACCAAAAGGGAUUCAUCGGUUCACACUGCCUUGUGACCAAAAUUGUGUUUCGUGGUGGAAAGACAGUAUGGGAAUCACCGAGACGCCAAUCAAAAUUAAAGCAAAGUCGAAGUUCUUGGAGGAGUUGGUCAAAUUUGAGGACCUCAACAUAGUGUGUGAGCAUCGAGUUGGUGUGUUGUAUGCAAAAGGUGGCCAAACACAUGAGUUGGAGAUGUACAAGAACACGGAGUGCUCAGAGGCGUUUUGGAAGUUCAUGAAUUUAAUAUCGAAAGAGGAGGAAGUGAAAGGAUGGGAGAGAUACAGUGGAGGCCUUGACGUGGUUCAUGCCGACACCAACAGUCACUUUUACUACACAAAUUUCUGUGGAUUUGAAAUUGCGUUUCAUGUUGCUCCCCUUCUUCCUUCGACCACAAAUGACGAACAACUUGAGAGAAAGCGGUUUGUAGGAAAUGAUGUCGUUGUCAUCAUUUUCAAAGAAAAGGAAGACGACACUGAUGUGGUUGACCCUAUUUUUGUCUCGAAAAUGAACUGUUUGUUCAUUGUUGUGACGCCACAUGUCAAGACUCAAGACAACACAAAGUACAAAAUUAAUGUUGUUUGUCACAACGAAAUCAUUCCAUUUCCUCCUUAUGUUGAGGAUGUAUGGUACGAACACGGUGAAGGAUUCAAAAUAUUCUUUUUGCACAAAGUGGUGAAUGCAUGUCGGACGGUUAUCAAAUGUGGUGCACUCUUAGGGCGGACAACUCGGUCAAACGAACGGCUGUUACGGUCUAUAAUAGUGAAUGGAAUUAAAUAA
Entamoeba invadens IP1 is the source of this 1470-nucleotide messenger RNA. RefSeq names its product rap GTPase-activating protein, putative. The record is from RefSeq and is a predicted model, not a curated record. Gene Ontology annotation, biological process: regulation of small GTPase mediated signal transduction; activation of GTPase activity. Lineage: Eukaryota; Evosea; Mastigamoebida; Endamoebidae. The transcript is spliced from 3 exons. Gene Ontology annotation, molecular function: GTPase activator activity. The coding region runs from base 1 to 1470 and encodes 489 amino acids. Gene Ontology annotation, cellular component: cytoplasm.